GCCAGAUGUGCUCGAAUCAAAGGGUCAAAAGCAGUGGAUGAGACAAUUAUGAGUGUUUCCUUUUCAAUACCAGAAAUCUCCCCAACUACUCCAUUAAUUGAUUGCACACACCAUACCAUCCCGUUUCCUAUCCCUUGCCAUUAAUAGAAUAAUCGUCGAACAGUGCUUUCCCACUUUUAUUUGUGCUAUCAUCACUGGCUCCCAUUUUACCCGACGGCGAAGAAACUGCUAUAUAUAUGCACAGAGUUCUGCUCUGAGGCGACGCGAUCGAUUCUGAAUUUGAAACCCUCCCUCUUGCGAAAUGGGCGGAGGCAAUGGCCAGAAGUCUAAAAUGGCUCGGGAGAAAAACCUGGAGAAACUAAAGUCCUCCUCAAGAGGAAGUCAGCUGGAAAAGAACAAGAAAGCCAUGACAAUACAGUGCAAGGUAUGCAUGCAGACAUUUAUAUGCACAACGACGGAGGUGAAGUGCAGGGAGCAUGCAGAAGCAAGGCACCCAAAAUCUGAUGUUUAUGCCUGUUUUCCCCAUCUUAAGAAUCCCAACUCCUCCUAGAGGAGGCUGCCCGCAUACGUCUUUCAGUGUAACAACAUCUGCUUCUGCUAAAAUAUACCCAUAAAGAUCCAACAUUUCUUUCAAUAAAGAUAAUUUUCCGUGUUCACGGUUCAACAAAUGAACAAAUGAUUAGUUCCCCUCUCCAUCUCCAACUAAUGAUUAGUUUCCUUCUCCAACUGAGCUUCGAUCUCACAAUCACAAUCAGCCCAAUGUCGUCUUUUGGGACAGAGUAAUACAAAGCAUUCUCACCAUCAUCAAACUAGUAGACUGACUGGACGGCUAUGAUUAGAGGCAGUAAAAUUAGGCCAAGAUAUAGUUUUUAAUUAUUCAAUAUAACAAAUCAAUAUGAAAGCUUUUUAAGCUUUGUGUAAGAAAUAAUAUAUUUUAAGCUCAACUUAAUUUUAAAAUAAAAAUUAAAAUUUGAAUGUUAUGAGGAAUUAAAAAUAAAAAAAAAAAAUGAAUUUGAGUGCCACGUAGUUGCGCUUUCUUAGUACGCGAGAAGAGAACCAGUGUGGGUCCCACCAGACUAAAUGUACACGCUUAAUGGGAUAUGAGGGCCACGCGCCUCCACUUUUAAUGGCAAAUGCCUGAAUUCACGAAGUAGUGUGACGGAAAACGGGGAGUACGUGUGGUCGAGGAAGCGAUGAAGGGUAUAUGCGGUUUUCUGAAGAAUCGGAUGUGGCGCGAGAAGGACAGAGUCGGACGGUCGCAUCCGGUGAGAGGCGGAUCUGGAGAAACAGUCGGCUGAUGAGAUUUGGCGGAAAAGCGGAUCUGGAGAAACAGUCGGCUGAUGAGAUUUGGCGGAAAAGCGGUUAAUAUUUCGAAUUAGGUUCCCAAUGUUGCCAACGUGCUUCUUCGGAGGAGGGAGAGAAGGGAGCGAGUUUCGCCAGGUAAAAUUUCUGACCGCGUUCAGAUUUGAGAUCCUAGCGUUUCUUCUCUUUUUAAUCUCUCCUCUAGCGGGGAGUUGAAGCAGAGCAGACGACAAUGGGAUGGUGGAGCAGGAUGACCUCUCCGUUGCGAAGAUUUAGCUUCAGAAUCGCGUCUCGUCUAGGAUUUCGCAAACGCGGACUGCUGAAACUUGGGCGAGAUGUGAGGGCUUGCGAAUACGGGGACGUGCAGGUGAUGUGGGAGAUGGUGAAGAAAAACGAAAAGGAGGUGGUUGGCGUCCAGGAGAGACGGCGAAAGAGGAGAUCGUUGUUGAAUAUCUUGUGGUGGGGUGGAUCAGGUGCAUGCAUUGGCUGCAGAUUCUGAACAAUUCACUUCCCAAUUCACUUCACAAUCCAUCCCCACUCUUCUGUUAUAAAUCCGGCACCAUGAAUUUGGGUCACAAACAGAUUCAAAGUUGAACAAAAAAGCUGCACUCUACACUGAUUCGAAGAAGAGGAAGAAGUGAUUGCGCAGUUUAAUCCAAUCUUGACCAGACCCCCUCUCUUCUCUCCUUGCUUCCUUAUCUAUAAAAUAAUAAACUAAAUUUUGGUAUAUGCAAUUUCAUCAUUUUUCUUUAUCUCUCGUUUCCAAUAUUCAUACUGUGGAUUGCUGAUUCAAUACCCAAUCCAUUCUCCCUCCGGAAA
Messenger RNA from Cucurbita pepo subsp. pepo (vegetable marrow), 2121 nucleotides. RefSeq lists its product as uncharacterized. NCBI's taxonomy places the organism in Eukaryota, Viridiplantae, Streptophyta, Magnoliopsida, Cucurbitales, Cucurbitaceae. The record is from RefSeq and is a predicted model, not a curated record.